GAUAAAUCACAGCUGUAAAUAUCAAAUUAGCUUACAAAAAUGCAACCACUUUACACUACUACAUAAUCAAAAUUUUAUUUAUAGUUAUGUAUCAAAAUUUUUCUAGUGCUCAGUAUUCUCAGUCAACAAAAUGUCUUGCUUUGGCAGCAUUUUUUUCAAUAAUUGCUUUUGCGACGGGGCUUUAUCUGACUUUAAAGAAGGGAGGAGGAGGAGCGGAAAGACCAACGGAGCAGGAGGCUAGUAGAGGUGCUUCAAAAGAGGGAUUUGGAACAAGAGCGGGACAGAAUGUACCACAAGAGAGCGAAGCCCGAUCGUCAUCUAUCACUGAAAAGUUGGCACGAAAACUUAGACGAGGAUCAAUCACAGAUACAAAGGAACAGGAAGUUGAUAAACAAGCUUCUAUCACUGAUAAAAAGCAACAGGAACUUGAUAAACGAGCAUCUGUCACUGAUAAAAAAGAACAGGAACUUGAUAAACGAGCUUCUAUCACUGAUAAAAAGGAGCUGGAACUCGACAAACAAGCAUCUAUAACUGAAAAGAAGGAAAAACAACCACCAGCAUCUAUCACUGAAGCAAAGGAACGUAGAUCAAGCAAUCAACCAUUAACAUAUAUCAGCGAAAAAUUGGGACGAACACUAGGCAAAAUAUCUUCACUCACUGAAACAAAGGGACAAGAACCAGACCAAAAAGCAUCUAUAACUGAAAAGAAGGAUAAACAACCACCAACAUCUAUAACUGAAAAGAAGGAAAAACAACCACCAACAUCUAUAACUGAAAAGAAGGAAAAAAAACCAAAAACAUCUAUCUCUGAAAAAAAAGGACAUCUACGCAGUCUGCCAUCAACAUCAGCUGGUUUUGAUGAAAGUAUUGCGAGGACUGGAUUUGCAUCAGCUUUGGAACUUUCAGAACAGGCUCCUAGGAAAAGGGCAAGAGCAGGUGAAGAAGCUGACAAAACAAAAAAAGAGGUCAAGCCGAUAAAACAUGCCAAACUAUCUGAUGAAGAAACACAGAAGAAUUUAACUAUUGUGAGACAGCACUAUAAAGCAUCAUUACACUUGUCAGAUGAAGAAGUACUUAGUGAAAUCUCAAAUUCUAACAAAAAUUUAUUGUUGAAUAGUGUAAGGGACGGUAAUGUUAAAUUAACAUCAGCCCUCUUGAAGCUUGGUGCUUCCCACCAUAUUACAGACCGAAAAGGCCUGUCUCCUGUUCAUAUAGCUGCAGAAAAAGGUUAUAAGGAGGUUUUCCAAGUUCUAGAACAUUGGGGUGCUGACAUAAAUGCAGAGGAUCAUAUUGGAUAUACAGCACUACACAGAGCCGCUAUGAAAGGAAAGGCUCCGAUGGUCAAGUAUUUAUUGGAAAAACCUGUCGAUAUCAAUAAAUCAAAUUCAGCAGGAUGGACCGCAAUGCACUUGGUAGCAUCUGGAGGGCAUGUGGAUAUUGCUAAGUUACUAGUGAAAGCUGGGGCUAAUGUUAAUGCAAAAGAUUCAGAUGGAUGGACACCACUGUAUGUAGCAGGAUUAUAUAAAAAACAUACAAUGGAAGAAUAUAUAAAAUCUGUUGGAGGCACAUGAUCUAUGUAUAUAUUUGUUGCAACAAUACCAACACUGUACUUUUA
Molecule: messenger RNA, 1615 nt
Organism: Nezara viridula (southern green stink bug)
Lineage: Eukaryota; Metazoa; Arthropoda; Insecta; Hemiptera; Pentatomidae
Source: the annotation of a GenBank genome assembly